UAAUUCAAAUAUCGAGUACUUGGUUCGACCGGACCCAUAGUUAACCUUGUACUUCGUUCUGCCCAUGUUUGUACCAAGAUAGUAGUCAUGGCAAGAACUUCUUUAAAUAGCAAUGCAAAUUAGCUCCUGUAGCCUCACACAAAAUCUACAAUAGUGCUAAUUGCCACUACAAUGAGGGAUGAAAAUUUUCUUAAUCAACAUGAUGAAGAAAGUGGAGCUAUGAACUAUUGGUGGAGAUCAUCAACAAACUUUGAUGAGUGUAAAAUUCAAGUUUGAGAAAAUGCAAAAUUUGUCAAAAAUGACACCAUUACUUAAAGUGCUUAGAGAAAUGGAGAGGCUAUAUUUGAUGUCCACAGAGAGUCUUGAUGAGCUUAGACAAAAGUUAAUGUCUUAUAAAGCUGGGGAUUUUUGGGUGCCAGUUGGUGGAAUAAACAAAGAUGAUAUGGAUAUUCCACCUGUGAAUACUAUAUUGUUGGUUGGUUUUCAUAAUUCUGGUAAAAGUUCACUUGUUAACCUAAUGUAUAGUGUUCUUGGUCGUUCUGGUCUCAUCCCUUUUGCUCUAACUUCUUCAGGAAAUGCUUGUGCUUACACGACAUUAAUGAUGGAGGAGCACAAUGUGCUAAGAUCAGCACGAAGUGGAUUCUGCAUUUACGAUACGAGGGGUUUCGAUUAUGAUGGAGUUGAAGAAGCUCUUCUUGAAUUGAAAGAAUGGAUGGCUCCUGAUGGUGUCCACCAUAAGAAGCUGUGUUUAAGACCAGGAGAUGAUGUACUUCUACCAAUACUAGAUAACAAAUUGGAGGAUGCUUCUUCUUCAAUGUUCAUGAAGAGAAAUGUGAAUUGUGUUAUGGUGGUGGCUAAUGCUUCUGAAAUAUAUGUGUCUCUUAGACUUGGUGAUUUUAAGCCAUUGGAUGCAUUGAAACAACUCUUUUGCUCGCCUUCACUCAACCAAUCUAAUGGGAACCCCAUAUUGAUUUUGACUCAUGGAGACAAGCUAUCAACUGAGGAGCGAAUCGAUUGUCGAUUGAAAAUAUCCAAGCAUCUUGGUACCUCAGAGACAAAUGGAAUAUAUGAUAUAGUAUGUGUGACAGAAUAUGGAUUAUUGGCAGAUGAAUAUGAUCCAAUUUCAGCAUAUGCUGUAACUGAAGCAGUUUAUAGAGCAUUGCUUAUCUCAGACAGGGCUCAACUUGUUAAGAAAACAUUCAUGGACUGGGCAUUAUAUGCAUUGUCAUGGCUAUUAUGUUUCUUGGCAGGCAUUUUUGCCUGUCUGGCCCAUGUUUUCAAUUGUCUGGCCCAGAAACACAAAGGCAAGAUGAAGUGGUGAAGAAAAACAUCUAGGCAAAUAUUUGUGUGUUAGCAUAUGCAUAUAUGUAUUGUCUCCUAUGAUGUUCUUGCUGUUGGAUGUUAGGUAGAAGUAAAAUAGGUUAAUAAGUAUAUAUGUUUAGUGACUCUGGUUAGUUUGUAUCUGUUAAAUCAUGAGUGAGGGUACAUUUGCUUGGACAAAUUACCUACUAUUAUUCUUAGGGAAGGUGUUUCGACAAUUUAGAUUGGAUAUGCAAAUUUCGAUUUGAAUCUUUCAUAUAUGGAUUCAAGAAUCAAGUUUCCAAUCCAUUCGACAUAAAUUCAUGUGGAUUGGUUUUCUUAAGUUUGGUUUCGGAUUAAUCAAUUUGGUUGUUAUUUCAAAUUUUC
Capsicum annuum is the source of this 1686-nucleotide messenger RNA. RefSeq lists its product as uncharacterized. The record is from RefSeq and is a predicted model, not a curated record. The coding region runs from base 254 to 1321 and encodes 355 amino acids. NCBI's taxonomy places the organism in Eukaryota, Viridiplantae, Streptophyta, Magnoliopsida, Solanales, Solanaceae. The transcript has 3 exons.